Cynocephalus volans (Philippine flying lemur) is the source of this 2496-nucleotide messenger RNA. RefSeq names its product D-aspartate oxidase (gene DDO). Gene Ontology annotation, cellular component: cytoplasm. Gene Ontology annotation, molecular function: D-aspartate oxidase activity; FAD binding. The transcript has 6 exons. Gene Ontology annotation, biological process: L-aspartate catabolic process; D-amino acid catabolic process. The coding region runs from base 68 to 1240 and encodes 390 amino acids. The record is from RefSeq and is a predicted model, not a curated record. Lineage: Eukaryota; Metazoa; Chordata; Mammalia; Dermoptera; Cynocephalidae.
CCAACUAGAGCAAGGGCAGUUUUUGUCUCCGGAGCUUAAACCUGAGCCAUACAGAGAGCAAGAACAGAUGUGGAAAGACAGACAGGGAAGCCACAGUGCAGCAGGGCUCAGUGACUCCUGCUGCUCAGCAGGAGGGAGUGAAGGCUGGGAGACUACGGGCACUCCCCAGGUUACAGAACCAGCCCAUGACCGAGUCCAGACACGAAUCCAGGGCAUGGACACAGCCCGGGUUGCAGUUGUUGGGGCAGGUGUGGUGGGGCUCUCCACUGCUGUGUGCGUUUCCAAACUGGUCCCCCGAUGCUCCGUGACUGUCAUUGCAGACAAGUUUACUCCCAAUACCACCAGUGACGUGGCGGCCGGAAUGCUCAUUCCUCAUGCUUAUCCAGACACACCCAUUCACCAGCAGAAGCGGUGGUUCAGGGAGACCUUUGAUCACCUGCUCGCAAUUGCCGGUUCCGCAGAAGCUGGAGAUGCUGGCAUUCUUCUGGUGUCUGGUUGGCAGAUAUUCCGGAGCAUUCCUAUUGAAGAUGUGCCAUUCUGGGCUGACGUAGUUUUGGGAUUCCGGAAGAUGACAGAGGCUGAGCUGAAGAAAUUCCCUCAAUACGUGUUUGGUCAGGCUUUUACAACCCUGAAAUGCGAAGGCUCUGCCUACCUCCCCUGGUUGGAGAAAAGGGUAAAAGGAAGUGGAGGCCUGAUGCUCACCCGACGAAUAGAAGACCUGUGGGAGCUUCAUCCGUCCUUUGACAUUGUGGUCAACUGUUCAGGCCUUGGAAGCAGACAGCUUGCAGGAGACUCAAAGAUCUGCCCUGUAAGGGGCCAAGUGCUCCAAGUUCAGGCUCCCUGGGUGAAGCAUUUUAUCCGGGAUGGGAGUGGGCUGACCUAUAUUUAUCCUGGUGUAUCCCAUGUAAUCCUCGGUGGAACUAGGCAAAAAGGAGACUGGAAUCUGUCUCCAGAUGCAGGAACGAGCAGAGAGAUUCUUUCCCGAUGUUGUGCUUUGGAGCCCUCCCUCCAGGGAGCCCACGGCAUAAGGGAGAAGGUGGGCUUGAGGCCCUCCAGGCCAGGUGUGCGGCUGCAGAAAGAGCUCUUGGCCCGAGAUGGCCGGAGGCUGCCUGUGGUGCACAACUACGGCCACGGGAGCGGGGGCGUCUCGGUACACUGGGGCACUGCUCUGGAGGCCGCCAGGCUGGUGAACGAGUGUGUCCAUGCUCUCAGGACCCCUACUCCCAAGUCAAAGAUGUAGAUGACAGUAAAUGAUGGCAAAUGACCCCAGAGACGAUCGAUCAGAGCAAAAUUUAAGCACCAGAACAGGUUCAAAUAAUUUUUCCAUUGCAUGAAAAGAGAUUUCUUUGUUUUCAGAAAUUAGAACUGAUGCAACAUAUAGAUGUAGGAAAUCUAGUACUAAUGACACAGGGCAUAAGCUCUAUUUUUUGUUAAAAAAUACUUGUCAUAGAGUAAGAUUUGUUUUAGAUCUGAUGUCUAACAAUCUAUGCUAAUUAACAUGAAUGCUGGAAGCUAAAGGGAUUUUGACAUCUUUUAGCUCAUAAAUCCACAGGAGGAUAUAUCGUAUAGAAAACGGUUUAAUCACUAUUGAUUGCAGGGCUGCCCAUGAUCCUUUUAUGUUAUAGCCAAAUGAACAUUAUAAUCCCUCUAAAUAAAAUUACGCAGUGAUCACACAAGGUAGACUUACUACAUUUAGUUGAAGACAAAGUGUGAUUACUGCUAUUAUUAAUGACAGCCUCUUCCACCCUUCCAAUGAUGGUAGAAGACAGAGAUGAAGUUGCCUGUGGGUGUGUUAUCAGUUCAAUAGCUGCCUGGGAUCCAUCACCUAAGGGUGGUACAUUCCAUUGCCACCAUCAAGUAGCUGGCUUGUUGCAUGGCUGACUUUGCCUAUGCAUUUCUGAAGGCUGAAUAGCAUGUGCAACCAAAGAGCUAAUUUGCUAAUUAAGAUGGAACAAUCAUUCUGAAUGAAAUAUAACCAAGGACUAUUCUGCAGAUUGUUAAAAUACUGGAGAGGAGGAGAAUAUGUCUCAUGAUAAAAUGAAUUUGGGAAUUUCCAAGUUAAAUUUCUUUUGACUCAGGCCUACUCAGAGCCUUUAAUACGUUCAUGUCUAUUAUGAAUCCUCAGGAGGGUUUUUGGCUUGGGGUAAAUGGCAAAUGAGGUGCUAUUCAUUGAGAUAAGAAAGCUUGAGGAGGAAUGGAUUUAAUUUUAAUUUUAGUUUUGAGAGAAAAAUGACUUAUGUUUGGGGAUAACAAGUUCUACUUUGGACAUUUGGAAGGAAAUGUGGGCAUGGCAAUGAAAAUGUGGGAAAGAGAAAGCUCCCAGCACAGCUCCAUUUUUACUGUUUUGUUCACUGAGCUUUUGCACAUGAUUGUGUUUGAAGAGAACAUUCUGCUGGUAGAGAGAGUGAGAGAGGCUCGCCAGUGUAUUAGAUGAUCUUAAUCCUGUCUCUUGCAGUAUUAAAAAUUUCAAGUUAAAUCAAAUGUGGCAAAGAAAAA